AUGACAGAAUACGAUUCAGUUUGUUUUGAUUAUUCUUGCUUUGAUGUGAAACAAAAUGCUCUUAAGGUAUACAUGAACACAUUUUAUGGUACAGCUGGAGAUAGCAAGUCUCCUUUCUUCUUACGUGAACUUGCUGGGGGU
Molecule: messenger RNA, 141 nt
Organism: Funneliformis geosporum
Lineage: Eukaryota; Fungi; Glomeromycota; Glomeromycetes; Glomerales; Glomeraceae
Source: the annotation of a GenBank genome assembly